AUGGCCGGAAUGUUCAGAGCAACACAUACAGCUCCACUGUUGGUCCGUGUGCGUUCCAGGGAGUGUUGCAAGUAUUUGUACCGGAUAAUGCAGUUCCUUGGUUUUUUUCUGAGCCUCAUUCUAAACUUCAAGAUUUUAACAGCUGGCGCAUUUCUGGGAGUACUCCAAAUAUCUGCAAACACGGUCAGCGCAAUGAUAAAGGCAAUCAUUGGACUAUUCUGUUUAUCUCGUCUCCAUAAGACGGAGGCGGUACUGGACCAACUGGAUGAUCGACUGCAGAAUGACAGCGAUCGCCACAAGAUGCACAAAGCUGUUGCCCGCUGCAAUUUCAUUGUGUUUCUCUAUGUCAUACUUUAUCUUGGAUAUGCGGCAUCUGUUUUUGUGGCCGGCAUUUUGACCGGCCAACCACCGUGGAUGGUAUACUUUCCACUUGUUAAUUGGCAGGACGGAAUCGGACAGUAUUGGAUUCAUUCGCUCAUUGAGUACGUACUGCUGUCUAUAGCGUUAAUGGAGGCUCUAGUUUGGGAUACAUAUGCUCUCGUAUUUAUAACCAUUUUUCGAGCUCAUGUUGAUAUACUAAAGGACCACAUACAACAUUUGAGAAACGAUCCGAAUAAAACCGAAGCUGACAACUAUGAAGAUUUAGUUGCUUGCAUCAUAGACCACAAGUUGAUUUUAGAAUCGUGUGACUUGAUGCGUCCAGUUAUGUCACGCACAAUAUUUGUUCAAUUUCUUCUUAUCGGCAUUGUGUUGGGAAUUAUUCUUAUCAAUGUCUUGUACUUCUCUGACAUUUAUCGAGCCAUCUCAUCGAUUGUAUUUUUUACCGGUGUUAUGCUUGAAACUUUUCCCUUUUGUUACUUUUGCGACUCGCUCGUUGACGAUUGUGCGGAGCUGUCCAAUUUAUUAUGUCAGUCCAACUGGUUGGAUGCUGAGCCCAAAUACAAGUUAACCUUAAGGAUUUUCCUGCAGAAUCUUCAACAGCCAAUUAUAUUCAUCGCAGGGGGCAUUAUUCGCAUCUCAGUUACUAGUAACAUUAAUGUGGCCAAGUUUGCAUUCAGUGUGAUGACUGUUGUGCAGAAUUUGAAUCUGGCUGAUCGAUUUAUAUAA
Messenger RNA from Drosophila innubila, 1107 nucleotides. Its product is annotated as odorant receptor 59b-like. Gene Ontology annotation, cellular component: plasma membrane. The transcript is spliced from 4 exons. NCBI's taxonomy places the organism in Eukaryota, Metazoa, Arthropoda, Insecta, Diptera, Drosophilidae. The coding region runs from base 1 to 1107 and encodes 368 amino acids. The record is from RefSeq and is a predicted model, not a curated record. Gene Ontology annotation, biological process: detection of chemical stimulus involved in sensory perception of smell; sensory perception of smell. Gene Ontology annotation, molecular function: olfactory receptor activity; odorant binding.